Molecule: messenger RNA, 687 nt
Organism: Boleophthalmus pectinirostris (great blue-spotted mudskipper)
Lineage: Eukaryota; Metazoa; Chordata; Actinopteri; Gobiiformes; Gobiidae
Gene: lrrc18b
Product: leucine rich repeat containing 18b
Exons: 2
Molecular function (GO): protein binding
Source: RefSeq, a predicted model, not a curated record
AUGGUCAACGACGCCAAAUCCAAGAAGCCCAAGGGGAAGCCCAUCACCCUGAAGAUGGCGCAGAACUGUGUGGAGCAGACACUGGAUGGGAAGCGCUGUCUGAAUCUGAGUUUUAAAGAGAUCACCCAAGUGCCCAAGAGCAUCCAGAAGCUCAGUGAGGUGGACCAGCUGGACCUGAGCCGCAAUCUCAUCCGCAAGAUGCCCGACUUCAUAGAGUGCUUCGCCACCAUCACUGUGCUCGACCUGCAUAGUAACUACCUGGGGGAGGUCCCGGUCACCAUCGGCCGCCUUCAAAACCUGGUUCUUCUAAACCUGUGCAACAACCGCCUGACCUUCCUGCCAGACGAGAUGGGCCUCCUCAAAAAACUCCUCACUCUGAACCUGGGCUUAAACCAACUGGACUCUCUACCAGCCUCUAUUGGCAACCUGAAGGAACUGCGCCACCUAGGCCUGUCUGACAACCGCUUCACCCAGCCCCCCCGCUGCCUCACCCGCCUGGAGAAUCUGCAGAGGGUCAACCUGGAGCGCAACCCCCUGAGCCUUGCGCAGACACAGGAGCACCCUCCACAGGAAAUCAUAGCAGUAACAUCCAAACACUACAUGGUGACGGAGAACCAGCUGUGUGAAGACUGUCUGAGGAGGUGUCAGAAUGAGAAGAGCAAGCUAAAGGAAGAAGAGGAGCAGCUC